AUGUCACCAGAGGUGAUAGUUUUCCUUUUAAGUAGUCAUCGAUGGGUUAAAGUACACGCAAACAGCCAACGAUGUAAAGUGGACAACGAUUGUCAGUAUCAAAACCAAGGUCAAAGGUGCAUGAAUCACACUUGUUUGUAUAUUUGUCAAUCGGAUGAUAAUUGUCCGUUAAGUGGUGUCUGUAAAACGAACGUUUGUAAUUGGAAUGGUUCAAAGGUCCCUAUUCUGCCAUCAAAAAUAAACAAUGGGACGACAGGAACUAAUAGCACCAGUUCUGUGGCGGUUGGCGAUGUGGUCUUGGAUAGAACAUCCGUACAAGGUGAUAAUACCACAUCGACCAAUACCUCAUCAUCUAUUACUCCGACAUUAUCAGUUAACAACACCAAAGACAAUGAUGACAAUGGUGGCGACAAGAAAUUCUUUUCCAAUGAAUUAACAAAAUCCAUAGCAGUAAUAAUGCUUGGUGUGCUAAUAGUCGGGUUAGCUAUAACCGCGCUCUGUUGUGUUAGACGUGUUAGUACAAAAAAAUACGGUGAAAAAAGCGGACAAGACUACAACGACGACAACACCUAUCAUAAUAGAAAUAUAGUGACACCUGAUGUGAUGACUAACAUACACGAUGAAAACGAUAGCCCAUAUCAAUUCAUAGAACAACAUAAACAUCGACAACAGUCAUCAUUACACCAAAAACAACCACAUCCUCAUAUGCGCGAAUCGUCGUUCGAAGAAGCGCAUUUACAUGCUACCGGUGGUGAUUUGGAUUCGGAAGAGAUCUCUCCCUUGCCUCUUCAACCUCAGUUGACGUUCACGGAACAGACGUUAUAUGGAUCUCACGGUGCUUCCACGUCUUCGGUUGACUUGAAAUCUACCUCACAGUAUCCGUAUUUGUCGCAACAUCAUUUCAUGUCUUCUGAAUAA
Ambispora leptoticha is the source of this 918-nucleotide messenger RNA. The record is from the annotation of a GenBank genome assembly. Lineage: Eukaryota; Fungi; Glomeromycota; Glomeromycetes; Archaeosporales; Ambisporaceae.